AACAAGUUACACAAGCAAUUGGUUCAAUCGUUUCAAAGGAGAAGAACUAGCAUUGCUCGCCUGGUCUAUAUCUUUCUUUCUUUGUUGUUUCGUUUGUGUUGAUAUCACCGUGAAGCCAUGGAGGAUUUCGAUAUCCCAGCAGGUGAUGAGAUGAAUGAGGACAUGAUGGAUCUUCCCGACGUUAACCCGAAAGUUGGAGAGGAGAAAGAGAUUGGGAAGCAGGGCUUGAAGAAGAAGCUUGUCAAGGAAGGUGAAGGGUGGGAUACCCCAGAAAAUGGUGACGAAGUUGAAGUUCAUUACACUGGAACAUUGCUUGAUGGUACCCAGUUCGAUUCAAGCAGGGAGAGGGGGACGCCUUUCAAAUUCACUCUUGGCCAAGGUCAAGUGAUCAAGGGAUGGGAUGAAGGUAUCAAAACAAUGAAGAAGGGUGAGAAUGCCAUCUUCACCAUUCCUCCAGAGUUGGCCUACGGUGAAACUGGAUCCCCUCCACAAAUUCCCGCUAAUGCCACUCUUCAGUUUGAUGUUGAGCUGCUGACUUGGGUUAGUGUGAAGGAUAUAUGCAAAGAUGGAGGGAUUUUCAAGAAAAUACUCACUGCAGGAGAAAAAUGGGAGAACCCAAGAGACCCAGAUGAAGUGCUAGUGAAAUAUGAAGCACGACUCGAGGAUGGAACUCUGGUUUCAAAAUCUGAUGGAGUGGAGUUCACUGUCCGAGAAGGGUAUUUCUGUCCUGCAUUGUCCAAUGCUGUGAAAACAAUGAAGAAGGGAGAAAAGGUCCUCUUGACAGUGAAGUCACAAUAUGCAUUUGGAGAGAAGGGAAGGCCAGCCUCUGGUGAAGAAGGUGCUGUUCCACCAAAUGCCAAUCUUGAGAUAACUCUUGAGUUGGUAUCUUGGAAGACUGUGACAGAAGUUACGGAUGAUAAGAAAGUACUGAAGAAGAUCCUCAAAGAAGGAGAGGGCUAUGAGCGCCCUAAUGAUGGAACUCUUGUCAAAGUGAAGUUGAUUGGGAAAUUACAAGAUGGAACAGUAUUUUUGAAGAAGGGCCAUGAUGAAGAGGAGCUUUUUGAGUUCAAAACUGAUAAUGAACAAGUUAUUGAUGGUCUCGACAGAGCUGUUAUGACCAUGAAGAAAGGUGAGGUUGCCCUGGUGACAGUUGCACCGGAAUAUGCUUUUGGUUCGUCUGAAUCGCAACAGGAACUCGUCGUGGUUCCUCCCAACUCAACUGUAUAUUAUGAAGUUGAGCUUGAAUCCUUUGUGAAGGAGAAAGAGUCAUGGGAUAUGAACACCCAGGAGAAGAUAGAAGCUGCUGGUAAGAAGAAGGAAGAAGGAAAUUUAUUGUUCAAGGCAGGUAAAUAUGAAAGAGCCUCCAAGAGAUAUGAAAAGGCUGCGAAGUACAUUGAGUAUGAUACCAGCUUUAGUGAGGAGGAGAAAAAACAAGCCAAGGCAUUGAAAGUCACUUGUAACCUUAAUAAUGCAGCCUGCAAGCUUAAGCUGAAGGAUUAUAAGCAAGCAGAAAAGCUGUGUACCAAGGUAUUGGAGAUCGACAGUACAAGUGUUAAGGCACUUUACAGGCGCGCUCAGGCAUAUAUUCAGUUGGUGGAUCUUGAGCUGGCUGAGUUAGACAUUAAGAAGGCACUUGAAUUAGAUCCUAAUAACAGGGAUGUGAAAUUGGAAUACAAGGUUCUCAAGGAGAAGGUAAAAGAGUACAAUAAGAAAGAUGCGAAGUUCUAUGGUAAUAUGUUUGCAAAGAUGAGCAAGCUAGAGCUGCCUGAAGCAAACAAAGCCGCAGUGAAGCAGGAAACUGAGCCCAUGAGCAUUGACAGCAAGGCUUAAAGAUGUUGACGACAACAAUUGAUUGUGUGGUGUGGAGAGAUGAGGGAACUUGGUGGAUUUUAUUAACUACCCAGUUUUUUUUUUUUUUUUUUUUUUUUUUCCAGUUUUACAUUUUAUGUGGAAUGAAAUAGAAGGAUUGGGAGUUUUGAUACAAUUCUAUUGUGGAUUAUAGAAUUACAAUGUUGAAAGUUAAAUCAGGCUAUUGCUGACUAACUGGACUAUUUUCUUUUAUGGAGAAAAUAAUGGAACGUUAAAGGGUCAAAUUCCCAUUCUUCUA
This is a messenger RNA of Telopea speciosissima, 2107 nucleotides long. Its product is annotated as peptidyl-prolyl cis-trans isomerase FKBP62-like. NCBI's taxonomy places the organism in Eukaryota, Viridiplantae, Streptophyta, Magnoliopsida, Proteales, Proteaceae. Bases 118 to 1830 code for a protein of 570 amino acids. Gene Ontology annotation, molecular function: protein binding; peptidyl-prolyl cis-trans isomerase activity. The record is from RefSeq and is a predicted model, not a curated record. The transcript is spliced from 13 exons.